Messenger RNA from Trichosurus vulpecula (common brushtail), 666 nucleotides. RefSeq names its product inactive ribonuclease-like protein 10. NCBI's taxonomy places the organism in Eukaryota, Metazoa, Chordata, Mammalia, Diprotodontia, Phalangeridae. Bases 1 to 666 code for a protein of 221 amino acids. Gene Ontology annotation, molecular function: nucleic acid binding. The record is from RefSeq and is a predicted model, not a curated record. The transcript has a single exon.
AUGAAGUUGGUCCUGCUGAAGACCUUUCCUGUGAUGCUGCUGUUGCUGCUGGGGCUAGGGCUGGGCUUGGGCCUGGGCCUGGGGCUUUGGCUGACUUCCACAAAGCCAGAGGAAAACCAGGAGCUGCUGAACCUGCUCUGGGACAGUGACUCAUGGGAGGAGGCAGAGACCACAGAGGAUACAGGAGACAUCAAAGCUACAGAACCACAAGAGUCUGGCAAGAAUGACAUGCUAUUGGGUGAGGUGAAAAUGUCAUUGGCAGAGGCCAGUGAAAAGGAAGCUACAGGCCAUGAGACACCAGUAACUGAGGAGUUGUUUCAAAAGGAGGCUAUAUUCUACUCAAGGCAGCUCAAGAAUAGUAGGGACUGCAAUGUCAUGAUGGCCCAGAAAUUAUCAGGGCCAAAGGGCACCUGUAAGGAGAAGCACACCUUCAUCCAUGAGCACUACGACAAAGUGAGAGCCAUCUGCGCCACCCCAAAUAUUCCUUGUAAGGAAAAGGGGAAUAACUGUCACCAGAGCAGAGAACCUUUGCAAUUGACUGUCUGCCAACUGAUCCACGACAUGGUCUCAAGCCAUAAGUGCAAAUACCAAAGCAUUCCCAUGACCAUGAACAUAAUCAUUGCCUGUGAUGGGAUGAACCCCCGGAAUUUUAAAGAACAUGCCUAA